GUUGUACUGGCAUUCCUUGACGGUUCUUGCAUGUUUAGUCUUGGUUCUAAAAUCUUGAUGCUAAUGACAGCACGGACAUAUGGCUCUCGCAUCCAAGAUAAGCACUUUCGUCCCGAUUCACCAACACUUCGGCCUACAGUUACCUCACACAUUAUCCGUGCAUGUGGAUUUCCCAGGAGGACGAGGUAUUACAGUGGAAGCGGCAGGUUUUGGAACAAAUGCCACAUCUGGACGUACACAAGCACUAGGAGCUGUUUCAACCCUAUUUCCACCAGGCACAUAGUGAAGAACUUGACCAGUGACUACUAUUGGGGGAUUAUCAACAACGCCAUUAUUAGGAACUUCAAAAAAAUUUUGAAGUCGGGUAAUAAUAUCCCCAUGUACAGCUGAAGUCAUAUCAAUUAUAUACACUUCGCCAGUUGUAUUGUCACUGUUUAAUUGAAACCGGAACUUGUAUCCACUUGAUCCGUAAUUGUGAAGGAAGGUGUUAUAAUUUUUGAUCGUUACUUUAGAGCCAAUGUGGAGAGGCAAACUGCUCUCUGUUACCGA
Messenger RNA from Rhizophagus irregularis DAOM 181602=DAOM 197198, 549 nucleotides. The record is from RefSeq and is a predicted model, not a curated record. Lineage: Eukaryota; Fungi; Glomeromycota; Glomeromycetes; Glomerales; Glomeraceae.